Messenger RNA from Elephantulus edwardii (Cape elephant shrew), 837 nucleotides. Its product is annotated as nucleolar transcription factor 1-like. Lineage: Eukaryota; Metazoa; Chordata; Mammalia; Macroscelidea; Macroscelididae. The coding region runs from base 1 to 837 and encodes 278 amino acids. The record is from RefSeq and is a predicted model, not a curated record. Gene Ontology annotation, molecular function: nucleic acid binding. The transcript has 2 exons.
AUGGCCGACAAAAUUGACAUGUCUCUGGACGGCAUCAUUAAACUGAACCGGAGUGAGAGAGGUGGCCUCGGCGGAGACCAGGGACGCGGCAGAGCCGGGUCUCAAGGGGCCCGCAGCGGCGAAGUACAGGCCGCCGCGAGAGUGAACCGAGGCUGCGGACCCAUCUGGAACCGGGCCAUCGCCCGCGGUGCAGCUGGAGGAGGCGGUACGAACCGACCGGCACCGUACAGCUGGCUGAAACAGCUUCCAGACAAAUGGCAACACCACCUGUUCGACAGCAGCUUCGGCGGCGGCAACUGCCUGGAGACGGGCGGGAAGCUGCUGGUGUCCAACCUGAACUUCGGGGUGUCGGACGCCGACAUUCAGGAGUUAUUUACUGAGUUUGGUACUCUGAAGAAAGCUGCUUGGUCUGAAGAAGACAUGCAGAUGUUAUUGGAAAUCGUGGAUAAGAACCUCCCCCCUAAGGACAGACAGACAUUAAAAAUCACUCAGUCACAAAUGGUCUGGGAAAAAAUUGCCUUCCGAGAUUUUUCUGGAGAAAUGUGCAAAAAGAAAUGGCUGGAAAUUUCUAAACAUUUGCAAAAGUAUCACACUAUGACAGAAUUAAUCUUGGAGGCUCAGCAACAUGUUAGAAUGUUAGAAAGAAAAGCUUUCAAGAAACUCCCAGACUUCCCCAAAAAGCCUUUAACUGCUUAUUUCCACUUCUACAAGGAGAACUACAGAGAGUACAUGCUAAAAAACCCCAAGCUGAGUAAAGCUGGGUUAACUAACUUAUUAGCCAAGCAAUACAGAGAGCUUCCAGAGGAGAUGAAAGAGAAAUAUGUCCAAGAUUUCUAG